AUGGCCAUUAGCCAGACUAAGGAAAAAGACGGUAUAACAGGCGUGAUCGACCAUGUUGCACACAUCACCGAAGAUACCAGGUUUUGGCCGUUAGCCAGGCUCAGCAGAGGUGUUCUGCGAAUGCGUAAUGGUGUAGCAAACGUUGCUGCGAAGGUUCUACCAUCUAUGGGACAAGAACGUAUAGAAGAACUUCUUCAGCACUAUGUGACGACUUUGAACUGGAGGAACAACUGGCUUCGCUGUGUGGCCGUACACGAUGAAGGUCGUCGUAUAGCGAUCUGUCAAGCGAACAACUAUAUAAGGAUUUACAAAAUUGGACGAAGCCAGAAGACACCUCUGACUUUGAAGCAUCCAUUGCAAACCAAUGUUGCUUCGAUGGCUUGGGAGCCUUUUGACCAGCGAGUCCUUGCAGUCGCUGCCAACAAUAAGAUUUUGAUAUGGAGAUUGACCUUGAAGGCGGCCAAUAUCAAGCCUUCUGUACAUUGCGCGCAAGUCAUUGAAUUGCCCUUUGAACCUAUAAGUCAACUUGUGUGGGACCGGACAACGACGAACGUGCUUUUCGCUGUAUCUCCUAAUAGCAAUAAGAUCAUGAUUGUUGACAUAUCUACCGGAGAAGUCGAUUCUUUUGGUGCUUGGACUGGUGGGAAUGUCACCCAGAUUGUCCCAAGUGCAGAUGGUCGUCGUCUUGCUGUUCUGUAUACUGGGUGUAUGACCGAAGUUGUUGGCGGGAAGAGCGAUGGGGUUCCCUACCAGGACGAGCCGGAAAUAGUGACGAUUGGUGGAAGAGUACAGUCCCUUACUCUGAGCCCCGACGGCCAAAGAUUAGCCGUAAACUUCGCGGAGAAUACAUCUGUCAUUGCCAUCUUCAUAGUGGAUUGGUUUCCUACAGUCCGGUUAACUCCAAGUGGCUUUGUCGAAGCUCCUCUUUAUGGAAAUGCAUCCAUCAUCACUUUUUUACCAAAGUUUGAUGGUGGCUCUCUUCUAACU
Messenger RNA from Cylicostephanus goldi, 987 nucleotides. The record is from the annotation of a GenBank genome assembly. NCBI's taxonomy places the organism in Eukaryota, Metazoa, Nematoda, Chromadorea, Rhabditida, Strongylidae.